AUGGAUUGGAAGAAGACAAUUAAAAGUCAUGCAGGAGAGAAACUCCAUGAAUGUAACAAAUUUGGGAAAGACUUUUCCUGGAGCACAAAACUUAUCAAACAUCAGAGAAUUCAUACCGUAUAUGAGAAAGCCUUUGUUCACAACUCAUAUCUCCUGUCCCACAAGACAAUUCGUGCUGGAGAGAAACCUUAUGAAUUGAGCGCGUCCUUUCUCAUUCUGCUGGUCAAGAUGCCAAAAGGGAAGAAGGCCAAGGAAAAGAAGAUGGCUCUGGCCCCUACUGUGGUAAAGAAGCAGGAGGCCAAGAAAGUGGUCAAUCCUUUCUUUGAGAAGCAGCCCGAGAACUUUGGCAUUGGUCAGAACAUCCAGCACAAAAGGGACCUUACUCGAUUUGUCAAAUGGUCUCAAAUUCAUACUGGAGAGAAAUCUUAUAAAUGUAAUGGUUGUGGUAAGACCUUUCAGCAGAGCUCAUCCCUUGUCUUUUAUAAGAUGAUUCAUACUGAAGAGAAACCUUAUGAAUGCAAUGAAUGCAGAAAGGUUUUCACUCAUAACUCAUCCCUCAUUUCCCAUCCAAGAACUCAUGUUGGAGAAAAACCAUAUGAAUGUAAUGAAUGUGGGAAAGCUUUUACCCUUACUUUGUCCCUUACUUGCCACAAAAAGGCAGCCCCCACCUCUCUCCAGCUGCUCCUGUUCCAGUUUGUGGUGUUCUUAGCCCAGCAUCCCAAAUCUUCAGGUGCGGAAGCCCGUCCUCUGUCCAGGCCAGCUCAGCACUGGAGCUGCAAGACCACAGGACUCCAUACAGGAGAGAAACCCUAUCAGUGUACUGAAUGUGGAAAAUGUUUUUCUCAGCUGUCACAUCUUCAUGACCAUCAGAGAGUCCACACAGGAGAGAAACCCUAUCAAUGUGAAGAGUGUGGGAAAACAUUCAGGGUCAGCUCUACCUUUCAUGUACAUCAGAGAAUCCACACAGGAGAGAAACCCUAUCAAUGUAAUGCAUGUGGAAAAUGUUUUUGUCAACUAUCACAACUAAAAGUUCAUCAGAGAGUCCACACAAGUGAGAAACCUUUUGAAUGCAAAGAGUGUGGGAAAAGAUUCAAGAAUGAUUCAAGUCUUCAUGCUCAUCAGAGAGUCCACACAGGUGAGGAACCUUAUCAAUGCAAAGAGUGUGGGAAAAGAUUCAGAAACAACUCAAGCAUUCAUGCCCAUAGGAAAGUCCACACAGGAGAGAAACCUUUUCAAUGCAAAGAGUGUGGGAAAAGAUUUGUAAACAACUCAAACUUAAAGGUUCAUCAGAGAGUUCACACAGGAGAGAAACCUUUUCAAUGCAAAAAAUGUGGGAAAAGUUUCAGGUUCAACUCCAGUUUUCAUACCCAUCAGAAAGUCCACACAGGAGAGAAACCUUAUCAGUGCAAAGAGUGUGGGAAAAGUUUCAGGUUCAACUCCAGCUUUCAUACCCAUCAGAAACUCCAUGCAGGAGAGAAACCCUAUCAAUGCAAAGAGUGUAACAAAAGAUUCAGGGAUAACUCAAGUUUGCAGGUUCAUCAGAGAGUCCACACAGGAGCAAAACCUUAUCAUUGUAAAGACUGUGACAAAAGAUUCAGUACCAAGUCAAGCCUUCUUGUCCAUCAGAGAGUCCACACAAGAGAAAAACCCCAUCAAUGUGUCACAUGUGGGAAAUAUUUUGGUCAACUGUCACAUCUUCAUACUCAUCAGAGAAUCCACACAGGAGAAAAACCCUAUCAAUGCAAAGUGUGUGACAAAAGGUUCAAUUCCAAAUUUAGUUUACGUAUUCAUGACAGACUACAUACAGGAGAGAAACCCUAUCAGUGUACUGAAUGUGGAAAAUGUUUUUCUCGGCUGUCACAUCUUCAUGACCAUCAGAGAGUCCACACAGGAGAGAAACCCUAUCAAUGUGAAGAAUGUGGGAAAACAUUCAGUGUGAGCUCUACCUUUCAUGUUCAUCAGAGAGUCCACACAAGUGAGAAACCUUUUGAAUGCAAAGAGUGUGGGAAAAGAUUCAAGAAUGAUUCAAGUCUUCAUGCUCAUCAGAGAGUCCACACAGGUGAGGAACCUUAUCAAUGCAAAGAGUGUGGGAAAAGAUUCAGAAACAACUCAAGCUUUCAUGCCCAUAGGAAAGUCCACACAGGAGAGAAACCUUUUCAGUGCAAAGAGUGUGGGAAAAGAUUUGCAAACAAUUCAAACCUAAAGGCUCAUCAGAGAGUCCACACAGGAGAAAAACCUUUUCAAUGCAAAGAAUGUGGGAAAAGACUCAAGAAUGACUCAAGUCUUCAUGCUCAUCAGAGAGUCCACACAGGAGAGAAACCUUAUCAAUGCAAAGAGUGUGGGAAAAGUUUCAGGUUCGACUCCAGCUUUCGCACCCAUCAGAAAGUCCACACAGGAGAGAAACUCUAUCAAUGCAAAGAGUGCAACAAAAGAUUCGGGAAUAACUCAAGUUUGCAGGUUCAUCAGAGAGUCCACACAGGAGAGAAACCCUAUCACUGCAAAGACUGUGAUAAAAGAUUCAGUACCAAGUCAAACCUUCAUGUCCAUCAGAGAGUCCACACAGGAGAGAAACCCUAUCAAUGUGAUGCAUGUAAGAAAUGUUUUUCUCAGCAGUCACAUCUUCAUGCUCAUCAAAGACUCCACAUAGGAAAGAGAAACCUAUAA
Trichosurus vulpecula (common brushtail) is the source of this 2664-nucleotide messenger RNA. Its product is annotated as zinc finger protein 345-like. The transcript has 8 exons. Gene Ontology annotation, biological process: regulation of transcription by RNA polymerase II. NCBI's taxonomy places the organism in Eukaryota, Metazoa, Chordata, Mammalia, Diprotodontia, Phalangeridae. Bases 1 to 2664 code for a protein of 887 amino acids. The record is from RefSeq and is a predicted model, not a curated record. Gene Ontology annotation, molecular function: RNA polymerase II cis-regulatory region sequence-specific DNA binding; DNA-binding transcription factor activity.